AGAGAGAGAGAGAGGGAGAGAGAGAGAGAGAGAGAGAGAGAGAGAGAGAGAGAGCCUUGAUGCACAAGUGUUGUGACCAGGCUGGGCCGUUAUUGUCACAGUGAGCGGAGCCAAUACAAGCGGCAGAGCAACAUUUAUCUUGAUUAAAGACGAAGCACACACUCACUCAGCCGAAAUGGGGAAGGUGGAAGGAGGAAUGAAGUGCGUAAAAUACCUCUUGUUCGUGUUCAACUUCAUAUUCUGGUUGAUGGGAUCCUUUGUUCUGGCUGUGGGACUGUGGCUGCGUUUUGACCCAGAAACUGUGUCUCUGCUCAAUGGUGAAAAGGCUCCAGACACUUUCUUCAUAGGUGUGUACAUCCUGAUAGGAGCUGGAAGUCUGGUGAUGUUGGUGGGUUUCUUUGGCUGCUGUGGAGCUGUUCGAGAAUCUCAAUGCCUUCUGGGUUCUUUUUUCGCGUGUCUGCUGAUCAUCUUCGGUGCUGAAAUUGCAGCGGGGGUGUUUGGAUUCUUAAACAAAGACAAGAUUAUCGAAGAUGUUCAGACCUUCUACGCAACAACAUACAAUGAAAACAAUAACAGCACCUUGAUCAUUUCGUACCAGAAAGUACUGAACUGUUGUGGAACCAUAGCAAGCCCCUGUACUGAUCCCAAACCAGAUACAAAGGACUGUGAGACAGGCAUCAAGGACUUCUUCAACAGUAAACUGUACAUCAUUGGGUAUGUGGGCAUCGGCAUUGCUGGAGUCAUGAUUAUUGGGAUGAUCUUCAGUAUGGUGCUCUGCUGCGCCAUUCGCAAUAGCAGAGAGGUCAUCUGAGCUGGAACGUUGACUUCUGCCAAUCACCACUCCGAGAGACUGUACAGCCUUCAGAUCAAAUGUCAUCCUCUGUCCAAUACCCAUUCUGGGACCAAGGAACCCUAAUGGUGCUCAACCCAGCUGUCCUGGCCUUAUUUUCCGCUAUUUCUUUUAUUCUUUCCUUUAUUUAUUUGCCAUCACAAGCCAAGAUGCAUACUCUACUUUUAACAAUAUUCUAAUAAGACUCAGAUCAUUCACGUAUCCAGUGGGAACAGUAUAAUUUUUUAUGUUUACCUGACAAUCUGUCCAGUUUGUUAUUUCCUCUCAGCCAUUUAGCAACCACUACAAAAAAUGUUUAACCCACAUACUGUCGCAGUUGUGUCAAUGCUUUCUCACACAGCCUUGACAUCGACCCCAAGAAUGUGGGAAAGUUUAGCGCCGAGAGAGGAAUCGGGUGAAAGCAGCUGAGUUUGCUGUCUGCAGAAACCAACACACAGUAGAACGCGCACAGACACACGAGCACAGCAAUGUUGUGUUAUGUGAUACCAAAGCCUUAAAAAAGGUUUUCCGGAAGCAUAGUGAACCCUGAUUGGUUGAUUCAAAGUAGGGUGUCAAGGGAGAGAAUGACCAGUAACUGUUGCAGUAAUGAAUCCCCCAUGCACCAUUAUGUACAGUUUAAACACCAUGGAAGAAAGUGCACAAACAACAUGGACUGCAUGCUGGAAGAAAAUCUUUUAUAGUUCAACAUUUCUGGGAUCUGCCUGUUUGUAGAAAAAUAAUGCAAAUCCCAUGUUCAAAUAAGAAAUAUGAAGCUAAAUUCUGUAAAAAGUUCACUUAGCUUGGUUUAGCACACAGCCUAGAAACAAGCCAUAUGAAGUACUAUGAGCAAAGUGCUGGUAGGCUAAUUUUAAAACCUUUCAUCCCAUUUCAGGGGCGUAUUUGUCACCUUCUGAUGGGGCCAGGUUAGUUGCAUCCAAUCUUCGCAUUAAGCUAGCAAAAGCUAUCCCUCUGCUGGCUGUAGCUUCAAUUUGACGACACAAAGACAUGAAAGUGAUAUCUAUCUUCUCAUCUUUCUCUUUCUUGACGAGUUAACUAAUACACAUAUUUCUCAAAAUAUCAAAGUAUGUCAAAUUAAACCAGUGGUUUAGACGUUUUCGUUCAUAUGAAACAGAUCAUUAAAAUGUAGCUAACAUUGCAGGUUUGAAAUGUUACCGUCUUUGUUUUGAUAACUCAAGAAAGAUUAUGUCUGUGAAUGUUCUCAGUCAUCCAGGUCGUGGUAAUCCAAAGCUUGAUCCGUAAGGCAACAGGACUGGUAGAAAUUACUGAAGACUUUUCACCUCUCCUCCAAAAGGCGAACUGAAGAAGCCUUUCGAAGGAGAGGUGAAACGUCUUCAAGAAUUUCUACCAGUUCAGUCGCCUUACGGAUCAAGCUUUGGAUCAAGAAAGAUUAGAACUUUUUUAAAACAGAAAUUCCUUCAAAAAGUCAAUCAAAAAUACAAUACACUUGAAAGUGGUCACCAAUAAUCUGAAGCAGACAUUGUUUGUUGUAGAGGAGUUAGAAGAUACACUGGUACUGUACUAGAAGUAGUUUUUUAAAUAACUACACUGAAUGCUGUACAAAAAAAACAGAUCUCAUCUUUGUCACAGAGGAAUUUUUCUCUUGUGUUUGGACCGAUAAUAUUUGAUAAAUUCCAAACUACCCACUCUUUGUAAAGUAAUGUGUAUUCACUCUUACAUAAGAGAGUACCCCUGAGUCUGUUAAGGGCAUGCUAAAACGAUCAUGUGGAUCAGCUAAACAUACAUCAGUCUGUCAACUGAGAACAGGUGCUGAGCCGGUGAAAUUCAGUCAUCCAAACCGGGCCUUAGAUCUUCAUUCCAAUUCCUUCUUUUUUUCCCUCUCUGUGCCUUAAAAACAAGACAACAAAAAUUAGAACCAACCCCUGUUACUCCUCUCUCACCAACCUCAGCUGGUAAUAAGGCAAAAAAAAAAGACAUGCCUAACCUGGAAUCACUCACAAUAGUCCAGGUUAAAUCAGGCCACAUUUUCCAUGUGUCAGGACUCUGGUGUGUAAAUAUGUGUGAGUUUUCUUCUAGUUGUACAUUAUCUUGUAGCUUAUGUGAUACUAUUUAACAUGCUGUGUGUAGACAGAGACUUUAGUAGGUGUACAGUGUUAUAGUCAUAACAGUGAUUGCCAUAGUCAGCAAAUCCACACAACUGAAACAGCUCCUUUCACGUGCCUUUCUUUGAUAACAAGCAUUUUUUAAAUAAAAACACAGGCUAUCUGAACGUAGCAGAGGAUUGCAGCAAAAGUUGUAAAUAUGUUUGUAGAGUUGGACUGCAAUUAAUUGUCACACAUUUUUGAUGAGUAGCACACAUGGCUCUUUUUGCUAAUAUUGUUUUUGAUGUGUUUUUAAGUGUCACACUCAACUGUGUCAUCCCUGCCAAGAGAGCAGACGUGAUGAGAACAACAGUUUCUUGCCAAGAAUUUCCGAAGCCUCUUGGUAGUAAAGAAAUAUUCUGGGAACUAAAAACAAUGAUCUGUCAAAAAAAAGUUGAACCAUUGUCAGUCUGUUUUUGUUUUACAUGCUAUUAUAAUGAGACAUAAGUAAGACAAAGACAAAGAAUACAUAAUCACUGAGGCUGUUGGGAAGCCAGCAGGCACUGUUUACUCUGUGGAGUGAUGUUUUCACUGCAGCGGCUCUGUGGAGUUAAAACAGGCUGAACUGCUGCAACUCAGUCCAUAAAGCUGUCGUUCUGUUCUCCAAUUAUAUUUGUUUUGGCAAAUCUGUAGAAGUAAAGUACUGUGCAUGAAAAAAAAAAAACACACUGUACACAGUCGAGCCUUUUUGUAAUUGAUUGUGUGUUUAUUUAUUUGAAUACCAUUCCAGGCUUCUCAGGAAGAUCGGUGUUUAAAGUUUAAUAAAGGUUAAAGUUUUAAA
Messenger RNA from Notolabrus celidotus (New Zealand spotty), 3730 nucleotides. Its product is annotated as CD9 antigen-like. The transcript has 8 exons. Gene Ontology annotation, cellular component: membrane. The record is from RefSeq and is a predicted model, not a curated record. NCBI's taxonomy places the organism in Eukaryota, Metazoa, Chordata, Actinopteri, Labriformes, Labridae. Bases 176 to 811 code for a protein of 211 amino acids.